CAACGUCAACGUCAUUUUCGGAUUUUCCAACAAGCGAGUGCAACAUCGGCGGCGGUGCUGCGUGCAAUUAAGUGAUUUUCCCGAUUUUAUCAAAAUUUUCCCCUGUACAAUACCUUCAUCGCUGGCUGUCUGCGUGCGCGUGUCGUCAUCGUUUUUGCCCUACGUCGGCAAUUUAGUCGGGUCAGUCAGGCUCAGCUCGUAUGUGAGUAUCGCUGCGUACUAUAGUAGUCGGUCGGUCGGUCAGUCUACUAGCGUUUAAGAUCACAAAAAAAAAUUACUUCACUAGCAACGGCAGAACGGACGGAUCGAACACAGGAAACCAAACAGUAUUCUACGCGAACAAAAACUUCCCGAUUGCCGUCUCUGGUAUAGUAGGAAGCAAAUAGUUAAGUCUCCCCGUUCGUGACAACCUUCCCCGAGAAUGAGUUCGAUGAGCAGUGCAAAAUUAGUGAUAUUCAGCUAUCUGAUGGUGGUAUACCUAUUCUACAAUCCUACCGACAGCGGUGCGGUUCAACUCACCAAUGAGAAUCUAGAUAUGACUUUAGCUUCUAAUGAACUAGUAUUUAUUAAUUUCUACGCGGAAUGGUGUAGGUUCAGCAACAUUUUGCAGCCGAUAUUCGAUGAAGCGGCUGAUAAGGUCCGCGAAGCAUUCCCCGAGGCCGGCCGGGUCGUCAUGGGUAAGGUGGACUGCGACAAGGAAUCCUCAGUUGCCAGUCGGUUCCACAUCUCCAAGUAUCCGACGCUCAAGGUGAUCCGAAAUGGGCAGCCUACGAAGCGGGAAUUCCGAGGAGCCCGCACGGUAGACGCCUUUGUCGAGUUCAUCAAGAAGCAGCUGGAGGAUCCAAUCAAAGAAUUCCACAAUCUUAAGGAUCUGGAAAUAUUGGACACCAAAAAACGGAUCGUGGUGGGCUACUUUGAUCGGCGCGAUAUGCCCGAGUAUAAUAUGUUCCGGCGGGUGGCGACUAAUUUGAAGGAUGACUGUGUGUUUAAUGCCGGGUUCGGUGAUACCGUGGCUGCUAUGCAUCCACCGGGACAACCAAUCAUCGUUUUCCGACCGGACGUCGCCGUCACCGAUGCGAACGAUGAAGUCUUCAAAGGCAAUCUGAACAAUUUUGACGAGUUGAACAUUUGGGUGCAGGAAAAGUGCGUACCGCUGGUGCGCGAAAUUACCUUUGAAAAUGCUGAGGAACUGACGGAAGAGGGACUGCCCUUCCUGAUUCUAUUCCACAAUCCAGACGACACCCAAUCGAUCAAGGAUUACAAGGCAAUCAUCGAAGGUCAACUGCUUUCGGAGAAACAAAACAUCAAUUUCUUGACGGCUGAUGGGAAACGGUUCGCCCAUCCCCUGCACCAUCUUGGCAAGAGCCAAUCGGACCUACCACUGAUUGCAAUUGACUCGUUCCGGCAUAUGUAUCUGUUUCCCAGCUUCAAAGAUAUGUUCGUUCCGGGCAAAUUGAAGCAAUUCUUGAACGAUCUCUACAGCGGAAAGCUGCAUCGCGAAUUCCACUACGGACCGGAACUGACCAAUGACAACACCAUCGAGAUUGCCACAAAUCAGGACGUCAAAAGGGGCACCACUCCUCCGGAAUCGACCUUCAAACAUUUGGGACCCUCGGACAAACGGUACACGCUGCUGAAGGAUGAACUGUGAGCAGCAGGGCGGGGCGGUUGCUUGCAAACUAAACUUUAACCAUUGAAUUCCCAUCCAAAAAAAAACAAACCAACAAACAAGCAGUGAACAACAGUAAAGACAACGGUUCUUCCGUGGCGCGCUGCAUUUCGUCCGAUUCGAUCUUAGAUCCCAGUAUCAGUUUUUAGCGUUUAGAUUACCAUACACAGUGAGAACACAGUUUCUGUUUGUCCCAUUCAAGCUACCCAGUCGUUUCUAUUUCCGGAACUUAACUAUCUUAGUGUAUGUUGAUUUGAAUAAUCCCCGCAAUUCACAGCGCGGCGGGUUUGUUUGGCUAUCCUCGCGCCGGAAAAACGAGCGUGGAACGAAUCCGAGUAAAACAAAUCUGUACAAUAGGUUAAUUUAGUACACAAUUUAAAGGAUCUAAAUUUGCGCAAUUUGAGUGCUUAAAGUGUGCAGUUUAAUCAAUAGAAUGAACGUGAAUGAAUGGAAGAGGGUGCGAUUGAGAUGUGUUUUUUUCAUUUGCGAUUUUGACUAAAAGUAGACCGUUUCCCGUUCAAUCCAAUCAUUACGAACAAGCCAAUCAAAAUGUAGUGACAAAUACUAGAGGAAAAAACCCUAUGGUUGGAUCAAAUACACCAGUGAUAGUUUGACGCGUUAUUAUGGUGCAUAUUUUGGGCCGGGCGGAAGUCGAUUAAUGGCUUUCACUGCAGUUUCAAUAAUACGACACGGUACGGUAAUUGUCAGUCUCAGAGGAAACCGGAUACACACACAGAAGACAGAGCAGUUGAGCAGAGAGGCAUGCAAUUGUAAGAUGAGAAACGACUGUUUUGUUGAUUAAUUCGUACUACGCGGAUAGAACUACGGCAAAUAAAGAAAAAAACAAUAGUU
Molecule: messenger RNA, 2521 nt
Organism: Topomyia yanbarensis
Lineage: Eukaryota; Metazoa; Arthropoda; Insecta; Diptera; Culicidae
Gene: ERp44
Product: endoplasmic reticulum resident protein 44
Exons: 7
Coding region: 422-1651 (409 amino acids)
Source: RefSeq, a predicted model, not a curated record